Paramecium pentaurelia is the source of this 1424-nucleotide messenger RNA. NCBI's taxonomy places the organism in Eukaryota, Ciliophora, Oligohymenophorea, Peniculida, Parameciidae. The record is from the annotation of a GenBank genome assembly.
AUGCGAAACAUGUAUGCAAAUUAAAUUAGAUAAACCCUUAAAUAAUCUUUAUUUAUAGGUAAAAAACAUUAAUUUCAAUCUAAUGAGAAUAUACAAAUAAAUGAAUUACCAUCAAUAACAUUAUAUAAAAAUUUUGAUGAGAUUUAUUGUUACAAGAAUAAGAAUCUUGGUAAUGGAAUUAAGUAUAAUAGGUUAGGGAGCACAUGGGAUUGUUAAAAUAUGUUAUAACAAAUUAGAAGGAAAUGCAAUACAAUAUGCAGUAAAAGUAUUUCGCUCUGGUGAUCCUGAAAUUAUUAGUACAAUUAAAAAAACCUUUAAAAUCAAUAGACAACUUAAUGAUCUCCAAUGUGUAAUCAAAGCUAUUGAUUUAUUUAUCAAUGUCACCAAAGAAGAAAUACAUCUUGUUAUGGAAUUAUGUCCAUAUCCUUCUCUAGAUAAACUCCUUUAAUAAAAAAAAUAAUUAACUAUCAGAUAGCAACAAUUACUUAUUUUAGAACUUGCUAAAGCUAUAGAUAAAAUUCAUAACAAAUGUGUUUGUCAUAGAGAUCUCAAACCAGAUAAUAUCUUGGUGUAACUAACAGAUGAUGAUGCAAAAAUUAAAAUAAUAGAUUUUGGAGUCUCAAAAAAAUUUAUAACUAAAACCAGAAAUUCUACAUAGAAUAUAGAAAUGUGGACAAGAACUGGCUCAUUAUUUUAUUAGGCACCUGAAAUCUUUGCAGGAGGAGGAUAUAAUUAAAAAGGUAAGUGUAAAUACUUAUUUAGUUGAUAUAUGGUCUAUUGGUGUUAUUGUGUAUUAAUUAUUUUGUUAAUAAUUGCCAUUUUAAAAUGAUCAAAUAAUAGAUACAAUUGAAUUGAUAUGUGAUCCUAAUUAUAAUGUAGAGAAUACUGUAUAAUUUGAAUCUUUAGACUUAUUGUAAUAGGAUUUAUUAAAAAGAUUAUUAAGAAAAGAACCAGAAAAAAGAUUAUCAUCAACAGGUUUGUAAUAAUAUUAAUUAUUAGAAUUCAUUUUACAUCCUUGGUUACAUCCAGAUAAUUAAGAAUAAAAUUAAAACCAAUUUUGUUUUUCAUUGAAUCCAGAUAAAUUAUAGAAUUUAUCAACAUCAGAAUAAUUAAUAGGAGUUGAAUAGAUUGAUUAAAAUAUGGUACUUACUAAAGAACCCUAUUGUGCAAGUACUAUUUUAAGAGUAGAAGAACAUAAAGAAAAAAUAGAUAAAUUGGAUGAAAUAGGUAAUCAUAUAUAUUUUUACUCUUCAUCUAAAUAAUUAAAUCAAGAACCAGAAAUCAAGGGAUAAAAUGAAAAAUAGACAAGUGUUACUUAAAUAGAAGAUGUCAAAGAUGAAAUGAUACAAGGGAAUCAAAAGUCUUUAGAUGAAGAUAUUGAAUUAAAUAAUUACAAAACUGUUGGUUCCUUUAUAUUGAAUUGA